GGCCCCUUGGAUGAAGAAUUAUGAUUUUACAGAAUCGUUCUAUAUAUCCCAUAAAUAAAUUUGGUGAAGUUUUUUAAAAAAAAUAACCAUCCCCAUAACUGUAAUUUACAGGUAUAAUUUACCUGUACGAUUUACCUCCCUGGCCAAAUCGAGCGUCGGUUAUCUCCGGCAAAUAUUGAUCGGAAAUUUCCGUGUGACGUCACAAGCAGUACCCCGGAUAUUCUUCGCCAUAUAGAAAGCGUGUUUACAUUCACAAAUAACUAUAAAUUAUAACAAAUAUUGGAUAUUUUUCGCGAUGCCAGGUGCACAGUGUUGUGUAGGUGGGUGCACGAAUAAGCGUGGUAAUAACAUUAGUUUGCACCAAUUUCCAAAAGACUCUUCAAUUCGAGAACAAUGGAUAAAGGCUCUACAAGCUACGGGAACUGGCUUCUCGCGGGCUGGAUGGAGUGGACCGAAAUCAAAAUCGGAAAACGCACAGCUUGUUUGUAGCGAACACUUUGGAAUUGAGUGUUUCACACUUACCACGCGGUUGCAUUGGAAGGAAGGUUUGAGUUACAAGGCUAAACUCGAGGUCACUGCCAUUCCAACUUUAUUUGGACAAAACAUAGACAAUUACAAACAGAAAGAGCCUGUGUUGAGAAGUGCAUUCAGAAAGAGGGAAUGUGCCAGAAUACUCAAGGAGUAUGAUAACAAGAUUACCAAGUCUGGUACUGAUGACACUAUAGUUGAAAAGGUAGCUGAACCAAACCCUUCUAUCCCACAGCAUGAAAGAACACUUAGUCCAGCCAAUAUGUCUGGAGAUCCAAUCCCAAAGUUAUCUCCAACUACCACUCAGCAUCCAGUUCCAACAGAAACCUUGUGUGAUAGUUUGGAUCCUGAGAUGACCCCAGCUACACCCCAGCCCUCAGUGAUGAACAAGACUCCCCUAGACAAGUCCGCCUUGGACUGUACAGUUGUUACUGACUCCUGUUCUGUUGAGGCCUGUCCUACCAGGAAGUCUGCAAGCAAGGUUGUGAAGAGUAGCACUUUACGUCAUAAAAGUAUACAGGUGAACCUAAAGACAAAGAAGCCAGGGACCAAUACAAAACGUACACAGACAUUGAGAAAGCACCAUACAGAGAUGGUAUCUUCUUCCUGUCAGUACAAUGAAAGUGAUGUGGGUCAUAUUAGCUCAACACCUGUGAAACAGUUACUUCCAGAGACUAACCUGAACUCCCCUGGCCUGAACACUACCUUUUCAUCACUUACAACCACAUUUAGGGAUAACGAGAGUGAUGCAGACUACAAUCCUGCAGAUGAUACAUUUAGCACAGAGCCUGAUCCAGAUAUUGACCAGAACUUAACAGAGACUGACCCAAAGGCACAACGAAAGUUCCUUGUUUUUGAAGAAAACCUACUGGCCCUGUUCCAAGUUUGCCCAGAAUGUUGUCACUCCUCUUCAUCCGAAAUAAGCCAGGUUCAGGGAAGUUAUGUAGCUAUAAGACAGGAGUGCUCUUGUGGAUAUCAGCGCAGAUGGGAGUCUCAACCCAAAAUGGGGAAAAUACCAGCGGGGAACAUUUUACUGAGUGCGGCUGUUUUGUUUUCUGGAUGUAACCCAACAAAAGUGUUUAGACUGUUUGAAUUCAUGAAUUUCUUAACAAUUACAUUGAAUACAUUUUUUGAACACCAAAGAUCUAUAUUGUGGCCUGCUGUAGACAGAGUAUGGACAUUAUAUAAGACAGCAGUGUUCACGGCAUUAAGAAACCGUGGUGGAAAGGUUGUUGUAGCUGGAGAUGGACGAGCUGAUAGCCCAGGUCAUUCUGCUAAAUACGGUGCUUAUUCUUUGAUAGACAUGCAGUCUGGACGUGUUAUAGAUAUUCAUUUGGUUCAGAGUAAUGAAGUUAAGAGCAGCUACCACAUGGAGCUUGAAGGUUUACAGCGGGCUGUUUCCAACCUGAAGAAAGAAGGUAUCUCCAUAACAGAAAUAAUAACUGACCGCCACCUACAGAUUCAGAAAUGGAUUAGGGAGAAUCUGCCUGAGACUCGUCACAGUUUUGAUGUAUGGCAUAUUGCUAAAGGUAUGAAAUGCAGCUUUUAAAUCACAUAAUAAAGUUUGUAUCUGUAUGCAGAAGUUACUGGUGCUUUAUUGCUAUAAAAUUCAGCCUGAACUUUGAAAUCGAAUAGUGCAUAGAAUAUUGAUUUUCUAUCCAGUUCCAAUGGAACUUGGUAUGCAUCAUUUACAAGAAGCCUUGUUUUGAAUCUAGUCGGAUUUUUGUUUUUUGCAUUUUGCUCUGUUACACUGUAUAUUUUGUUAAAGAAAGCAUUUUCAGGGAGUUUGUGUCACACAAGGCAAAGGAAGAAAAAUGUUGUGUACUGACUUAUUUCAAGCCUACAUUUCAGAAAUAUUAGCCCUUUAAGGUGAUUUUCAUAAUCUAUGAAAUGCUUUCUGUAAAUAUUGUAUUUAAACAAAAAUGACAGUUGUUUUUAUUGUUACAUAUUCAUAUACUUAUAUAUUUUUCUUUGUUACCUAUAGAUUUAGAAUACAGUACUUCUUUAUGUAUUACAGUGUUG
Molecule: messenger RNA, 2550 nt
Organism: Mercenaria mercenaria
Lineage: Eukaryota; Metazoa; Mollusca; Bivalvia; Venerida; Veneridae
Exons: 7
Coding region: 296-2077 (593 amino acids)
Source: RefSeq, a predicted model, not a curated record